AAGGAGCAUGAAUCUUUUACAUGUGGUUGUGGUUGGCAUGAUGUUCGUUCCUCUAGCUAGAUUAAAGGAAGACCAUCUUUUAUGCCCCGGGAAAAGAAAAUAUGAAGACCAUCUUGAAUUCACACUACUAGCUACAUUGGCCUCAACUUGGAUCAGCCUACGAAGCCUAGAAGUUGGUCCAAACCCAACCCAUUUCAAAAUUCAUAGCCAACCAGAUGAAGGGAACGGUAACCCUAACCAGCUAAUCUCUCUCUCUCUCUCUCUCUCUCUCUCUCUCGCUCAUGGUCGUCGAACUGUUCUCUCGCCAGAACCGAACCCUAGCCUCCGUCCUCGUCUCCCGCCGCCUCCUCUCCUCCUCCCCUCCGUCCAUCUCGAUUCUCCGAGACCGCUACGGCUUCGUCGCCCCGCCGUCCCUCCUCCCCGAAAACGCCAACGCUAGCUCCGUCGACCGCGGUGGAGGCCAGGCCAAGAAGAAGAAGAAACCCCCGUACCGGCCGCCGUCGUCGCUCGACCGGGCCGGCCAAAAGCCUUCCCGAUCCGACCUCCCGUUCGACUUCCGCUUCAGCUAUACGGAGAGCAACCCCAGUGUGAAGCCCAUCGGGCUCCGCGAGCCCAAGUAUUCCCCCUUCGGCCCCGGGCGCCUCGAUCGGCCAUGGACCGGGGUUUGCGCUCCCGCGGUUGAUUCUACUGUGAGGUCUGUGGAUGAGGAGGGACCGAGCAACGUGGAGUUGGAAGAGAAGUGGAGGAAGACGAGGGAGAGGAUUCUUGGGGAGCCGCUCACCCCGGCGGAGAGGGCGUUUCUGGUCGAAAAAUGCCAAAAGAACCGGACAAAGCGCCAGGUUAAUUUGGGGAGAGAUGGCCUUACCCAUAACAUGUUGAAUGAUAUUCACAAUAAUUGGAAGCAUUCUGAGGCUGUUAGAAUAAAGUGUCUUGGCGUGCCUACUAUUGAUAUGCAGAAUGUUUGCACACAGCUUGAGGAGAAGACUGGUGGUUUGAUCAUCCACAGGCAUGGUGGUCAGAUCAUGUUGUACAGGGGAAGACACUAUAAUCCCAAGAAAAAGCCUGCAGUACCAUUAAUGUUGUGGAAACCUCAUGAACCAAUUUAUCCAAGGUUGAUUAAAACAGUGAUUGAUGGACUAACCAUUGAGGAAACAAAGGAAAUGAGGAAAAGAGGCCUUGCUGUUCCUGUCUUGACAAAGCUUGCUAAAAAUGGUUAUUAUGCUAGCCUUGUACCGAUGGUCCGAGAUGCUUUUCUGACUGAUGAGCUAGUUCGUAUAGACUGCAAAGGCCUGAACAAAAGUGACUACAAGAAAAUAGGGGUUAAGCUUAGGGACUUGGUUCCUUGUGUUCUUGUCACUUUCGAGAAGGAGCAAAUUGUGGUUUGGAGGGGAAAGAACUACAAUAGUGGUGCCCACUGUAACGCAGAAGAAAAAUCUUUCUCUCUGGUUAAUGAAUCAGGUUUGGGCGCAGACAAGAGCAACAAUGGUAUUCCUGGUCAAAGCGCAGAUGGCUGUAUUCCUGAUCGAAGCUCAGACAGCUAUGCUACUGAUCAAAGUUUAGAUGAUGAAUCAGUUGUUUCGGUAGUGUAGUUCCGGCACCAAUUGGGUAAACAGGAUAUCUGAACUUUCUGAUGCCACUUGGUGUGGUCCUGUUGCUGCUCGUAUUUUCCAGGAUGACUGCCAUCACUGAAAUCAUCUGGGCGAAUAUGAGAGAGACCAUGGUGUUUGAGUCUGGAUCCUGUCAAGUGAAUGUCAUCACUCAAUGGUUCUGACUCUGAUGAAUGUGACCGAAAGUCACUUCAGAAACUGAGGAUUUUAAAUGUUUCAGAAACAUUUCAUGAUGCAUGGUGCAGCUCAGCCAUCAAAGCUUUGUUCAGUUCCAUGUGUAUAUUUGUAGUUAGGACGAUACUGAACUUAAACAAUUUGACAGUAAUUUCUGUUGCCAGUUUUUUCAACUUCUUUGUUCAAUUCAAUGACAUAAUUUGAACAAAUAAGGGUUUGUCAUAUC
Molecule: messenger RNA, 2007 nt
Organism: Phoenix dactylifera (date palm)
Lineage: Eukaryota; Viridiplantae; Streptophyta; Magnoliopsida; Arecales; Arecaceae
Product: RNA-binding CRS1 / YhbY (CRM) domain-containing protein
Biological process (GO): Group II intron splicing
Molecular function (GO): RNA binding
Source: RefSeq, a predicted model, not a curated record